AUGGAAACAAACAGAAUCGAAGACUUCCCUUCGCACUGGAAAACAACUCUCCUCGGAGAAGCUUUCUGGAGAGACGCAGAGCGGUUCAACCAGCCCAUCAACGACAGCAUCGAAGCAAAUCGCGGUUCGACUUUACACUUGAAGUUUCCUUUCAACCUGACUCCAGCAAAACUCCCGCAUAUCGAGGACGUGGCGAAGGAAGUAGAGGUCGGAAAGAAGCAGCGCCGUCGCUUUAGCAUGAGCGAUGCGCUGAGUCUGAAUUCGUUCUCCUCCAACGCCCUAAGUUCCCUCUCUCAAAGCCGUCUCUUCAGCAAACGCUCACGCUCUCAAUCUCGUUCACCGACCCGAGCCCCGAGUAUUUCGUCAGAAACCCGCCGCCGCCGCUUCCUUCGCACUCCCUUCAACAUGGCAAGUAGCAGGAGAAACGAGAAGAUCGAGUCCGUCCUGGCUACCCCCACACCCCAGGAGCCAGGAACACCUGCAAGGCCUCUCAUGUAUUUCCGCGGCGGAGCAACCUGGAACUGCCUACCGAAGGACCUGGCCGCAUUAGGAAUCGACGUCUUCUGGCCCGUCAAAGAGGCUCAGGACGUCGAGGAGAACGUGCUCGACAUCGAGGAAAUGGCGCCGCUUUGCCAGUUUCGCAACCUGCGCGUGCUGAAGAUCACGGGGAUGAUGCAGUCCUACCAGAAGUACAUCUGGCAGGCCGCCUGGCUCAACACCGAACUCGAGGAGCUCGAGCUGGGAAUGGCACUGGAGCCUCGAAUCCGUCGCAGGUCUAGUAAGAGAUGGCCCUACAUCAAAGGCGGCUGGACGCUCGACACUUCACAUUACAGCGAGCCUGUUUACUACGGCCACGCAGGCGAUGGAACCCUCGAUCCAAAAGUCGGAGCCGGCGAGUACCUCGACAAAACCGCCAUCGAGAAAGCCAAAGUCCGCGCCAUGGUCAUGGGCCGUACGCUGAACCGCCUCUCCAUCAAGACCCUGACUCUGACCGGCUUCGUCGUCGAUGCUGACCCAUUUAUCCACUGGUUCGACCCUAAGCAUCUCAAAUGCAUACACUUCAAGGACUAUUGCGUCGAUGCCGGCUUCUACCUCUCCUGGCCGAUGAGGAAGGUGGUGAUCCAUUACCCGCGCGAUGUCUCAAUGGAGCCGGUGCCCGCUCGCAGGAUCGACCCGCUCAGGGAGCUGAAGGUGAUCGAGCUAAAGGGCGGGAAGAAAGUCGGGGAGAUGCCGUUCCGUGGUUCUGAGAGCUUUAAGCAGCUUCCUCUGCGUAACCCGUUCCGGAAGAAGCACUCCGUCAAGAAGCAAGACGCAGAUGAAGAGAGGCAUCAGGGAAGAAAGGCUCACCAUUAA
Molecule: messenger RNA, 1353 nt
Organism: Aspergillus thermomutatus
Lineage: Eukaryota; Fungi; Ascomycota; Eurotiomycetes; Eurotiales; Aspergillaceae
Exons: 3
Coding region: 1-1353 (450 amino acids)
Source: RefSeq, a predicted model, not a curated record